AUGGCAUAUAAUGGUUAUAAAUAAAACUAAAAACACCAAAAGUCCUUAAGAUAACUGCUACACAUAGGGUUGCUAUUGGGAUAAUUGUGCAAGUACUUAGCUAACAUUUUCAUUAUUGCGAAAGGAAUCUUGCAGAAUAUCUCUCUCGCAAAUACUGAAAUUGCUUACUUUUCGCCCUUGGUAUUCAGUUUCUAAAAGUUCAAAUUUUGCUUAAAUCAUGAUGAUUCUAAUUAUUAUUGGAGAUCAAUCAUCAUGGUAAUGGUAUUAAUAAAUUGAAUCUAAGAUUUAAGAAACACACUAAUAAAUCAUGUAAGUAUUUGAUUCUGAAAUUUCAAAUGCCAUUUAAUAUUUAAAAUUUUUUGCAUAUUUUCAAUACAUUUUAACAUGUUCAAUAUUUGUCAAGUGUUUGGUCUAAAAUCUAUGUUAAAAGAUGAACAUUUACAAAACCAGAUAAUUUAAUAGGAAUAUGAACACCACUCACAGGAAUACCCAUUAACUAAGAUAAAUACUCAUUAAUUCAUUCAAGGUAUGUGUAUUAUCACUAUGAUUUUAGCUUCAUAAAUACAAUAUCUAAUAAUUUGCAGCUAAGUUUACAGUGAUAUUAAAUAUAUAGCAAUAAUUAACUGCAAUUAUCCUUGAUAAAUGUUACACAAUAACUAGAAAUUAUCUUUGCAAAUAUUUUCUUGGUAUUACAAUUUAAUUUACGCCUUUCCUUAAUAUUAAUCUAUAGUCAUUAUCAAAUUAAUAAAGAUGUUAUAAUUUAAAAAUUUACUUAAUGUUUGAUAAUUUAUUUUUUAUCUCUCCAUAUUCAAUAUCAAAUUAACGUCUGAAUUAAAUUAACAUUUUAAAUCAAUUUUAAUAUAUCAACCAACAGACACACACUAAUAAAAGUUCCCUUAAAAAAAAUCUUUAUUUAAUCUGUUAUAUUAAUCAUUUAUAAGGAUAUAAAGUGUAAUUUUACGGGGCUUUUGAAAAAUGA
This is a messenger RNA of Paramecium octaurelia, 979 nucleotides long. Lineage: Eukaryota; Ciliophora; Oligohymenophorea; Peniculida; Parameciidae. The record is from the annotation of a GenBank genome assembly.